Aspergillus alliaceus is the source of this 472-nucleotide messenger RNA. RefSeq lists its product as uncharacterized. The annotation marks the transcript as partial. The record is from RefSeq and is a predicted model, not a curated record. Lineage: Eukaryota; Fungi; Ascomycota; Eurotiomycetes; Eurotiales; Aspergillaceae. The transcript has a single exon.
GUUCUCUUUGUCUUUCAUUCACUUUCACCUCAGUGACGACUAAGCAUGAUCCUCCUACUUUCUUUUAAUCUUUCUCUUCUCCUUUUCUCCUCAUCUUUUACAUAUUCCCUACCUGCCAAUACUUUUUCAAUAUUUAACAGUAUCAACGCAUAUUCACAAUUCUACGUCACAGGGAUCAUAAUUCAGCUAGUGGUCCUAUUGAGUCUCAAGUCAAGUGAAAAAAGGAGCAUCAGAAUGGGACCUGAAAGCGACUCAGAUGACGAGCAAGUCAGCAUUGACUAUGCCGCUAUUCUAGGUGAGAAACACAACCUCCACCCCCCCCAAAAACCCUUUCUCAGACGGACCCUAAUAUAGCCACAUGAAAGGAGAGAAUAUAACAAAUACAGCAGAGGAUACAAGGGGUAAAAAAGAUGGCAAGAUAAAAGCACCAACACAGAAGCAACUGAUGAAUGAUCUUAAACUUGGAAGUAAG